UACAUUCUCAAUUAUAUUGACCUUAUUCGCUUCGGUCGUCUCCGGAUGGCAGGUGCAGAGUCUCUCUCUCUCACAGCCUUUCUCGCGGUGUGUUCUGUGAGCAUACCCCUCGUUCUCCUUCGACGGCUGUAUGUAUGCCAUGUAUCCAGCAGCAUAGUAAUGCGUACGCAUCUGUCGACUGUUUUGCAGUAAUUGCUCAAUUGGAGGUUUAAUUCCAGGAUGAAAGGAGGUUUCUAUGGUCUGAGGGGUAAACAAAUCUCCCUCAUCCUCGUAGCUCUGGUUUGCGCAACCAUUCUCAUUGGGACAUGGGACAGAACCUACCUUCUCACUUCCUUUCUUCCACCUCAAGUUCGCUUCCUGCAACUGUCCCCAGAGAUUCUGAUUGGUGUUCCGUCUGUAAGUACAUUAGCUGCAAAACCAAAUAUAUCUACAGUUGCUGAAAAAGGAGUAAUAAAUGAGCUAGAGGAACAUCAAUCCCGUGAAGGAGCUCUGGAGGACUCUGCUGAAAUCUCCCCUGGAAUUGGAAAAACCGAAACAAAUGUAACAACAAAUCCUGUCAAGAAGGGAGACAUAUUGGGAAGAGAGAUUGCAAAUGAACAAAAGAGGAAACAUUCCAGUGCUGCAGCAAGAACAAGUCCAGAGAAAAACUCUCCUGUUGAGAGGACAGCCUGUAACUAUGCCAAAGGAAAAUGGGUUGUAGAUGAUAAUUGGCCUUUGUAUUCUGGGUUUGGUUGCAAGCAGUGGCUGUCAGGGAUGUGGGCUUGCCGUCUGACACAGAGGACAGAUUUUGCAUAUGAGAAGUUGCAAUGGCACCCUAAGAAUUGCACAAUGGAUAAAUUUACAAGGUCUAAAUUUCUAGCAAGGAUGCAGAACAAAACACUUGCUUUUGUUGGGGACUCAUUGGGUCGCCAGCAGUUUCAGUCUCUAAUGUGCAUGGUCACUGGAGGGAAAGAGAUGCCUGAUGUUCUUGACGUGGGAAAAGAGUAUGGUCUUGUUAAGGCUCGAGGUGCUGUACGCCCAGAUGGCUGGGCAUACCGGUUCCCAGACACCAACACGACGAUCCUUUAUUACUGGUCAGCAAGUCUCUGUGACUUGGAGCCAUUGGAUAUCACAAACCCAACAACUGAUUAUGCCAUGCACCUUGAUCGACCACCAGCAUUUUUGCAGCGUUUUCUUCACAAAUUUGAUGUCCUAGUCCUCAAUACUGGACACCAUUGGAACAGAGGGAAGUUCAAGGCAAACCGUUGGGUCAUGUAUACGGGUGGCGUGCCCAACACUAACAGGAAGACUGUAGAUAUUGGGGGUGCAAAGAAUUUUACAAUUUACAGCAUUGUCAAUUGGGUUAACUUGCAGCUUCCAAAGUAUCCAGGUUUAAAAGCGUUCUUCCGGUCUAUCUCACCAAGGCAUUUCUUUAAUGGGGAUUGGAACACUGGAGGUACUUGUGACAUUACCAGCCCUCUAUCUGGAGGCAAGGAAGUUUUACAAGAUGAGUCUGGUGAUCCUGUCGCUGCUGGAGCAGUAAAAGGAACACAGAUUAAAUUGUUGGACAUAACAACUCUAUCUCAGCUGAGAGAUGAGGGUCACAUAUCCCGGUACAGCAUCAAAGCUACACCAGGGAUGCAGGAUUGCCUGCAUUGGUGCUUACCUGGUGUUCCUGAUACGUGGAAUGAAAUUCUUUUUGCGCAACUCUAAUCCCAUUGUUAAACUUAGAACAUUACCGUACCCUUCUGAAUUUUCACGGUUCCAAUUAGAAGCACAAGGGGUGCCGUAAGGUUUUAAGCUUGCACAUUCUUUACACCCCACACUUUUUGUAGUUGUGUACGUUACUCAAGGAAGCAGACUAUGUUGAAGUUUUGAGAAAAGCACAAUGGGGGAAAAGAGCUUCAAACAGUAUUAGCUAUAUAUAUAUAUAUAUUAUAUAGAUCCUAUUGUGGCAGAAUAUAAAUGAACCCGGCUGUGUUAUAUUCUUUCAGAUUUAGGUACCUGUAAAGAUUUCAGCGUUCUAUAUUGAGCUUGUAUUUGCAGCACAAAAUGCUGUUACAGAUGGAUUCACAUUUCGAGUUGUAAGAAGAUUCUCUGAUCUGAAGUUGUGUUUCUUUAAAGGUUCCUCACACGCGCGCGCGUGCACAGUGAGAGAGAGAGAGAGAGAGAGAGAGAGAGAGUUUGAUUUGUGUUGCUAUUGACCUACUAUAUAUAGAUAAGCAGAAAAUAUUUGUUGUGCUAUCUUUA
Molecule: messenger RNA, 2229 nt
Organism: Diospyros lotus (date-plum)
Lineage: Eukaryota; Viridiplantae; Streptophyta; Magnoliopsida; Ericales; Ebenaceae
Product: protein trichome birefringence-like 16
Exons: 6
Coding region: 220-1692 (490 amino acids)
Biological process (GO): xylan biosynthetic process; plant-type secondary cell wall biogenesis; xyloglucan metabolic process
Cellular component (GO): Golgi apparatus
Molecular function (GO): acetyltransferase activity
Source: RefSeq, a predicted model, not a curated record